CACAUCCACAACUCCACUACACACACAAGCAUCCAGCCGGGCUCGUCGUCCGCUAACCUGGCUUGUUAAAGAGCGCUCUCAAUACCCGACCUUCUCAUCGUUGGUUAGCUGAUUGAGAAUACAUUCGAGUUAUACGGCGGCAGCUCUUCAGCAUCUGGUUCAACUUCUUCGCUGGCUGUUUUCUUCCCUCGAAUAUACUCUCGGUCGCUGUUAGACUUCCAUGUUGAGAGUCGAGACUUGACUUCGCCGGCUCUGCCAUUCCCCGGUUCCUUGUAUGAAUGAGCCGUCAUUGAACUGAAGUCUUCCCUAUGCAGUAUGCCCUUCUGGACGUAUAAAGCAUAUCGACAUGGAUACCAACAUCCAGCGCGCUCUCAACGACAAGCUUUAUGAUAAGCGGAAGCAUGGCGCCCUCGAACUUGAACGGGCCAUUCGUGACCUGGUGACCGCCAAGGACUACGCAAGGGUCCAGGCUAUCAUCGACCAGCUCUGCAAUGAAUAUGCUUACGCCGUCCACCAACCUCAUGCCCGGAAUGGCGGACUGAUAGGGCUAGCCGCUGCGGCUAUUGCCCUCGGCUCCGAACUACCGAGAUAUCUCAACGUUAUUGUGCCUCCCGUACUCGCCUGCUUUGCCGACCACGAUGCCCGAGUUAGGUACUAUGCAUGCGAGGCCAUGUACAACAUCGCAAAGGUUGCGAAGGGAGAAAUACUAAUCUACUUCAACCACAUCUUCGAUGCCCUUUGCAAGUUGGGCGCAGAUUCGGAGCUGUCGGUAAAGAAUGGUGCCGAGCUCCUCGAUCGGCUCAUCAAGGACAUUGUAUCGGAGUCGGCCGCCACCUAUGUCUCUGUCUUGGAGUCGGUCCAGAGUGCCCAUGACGCUGCCGGUGAUAAGGAGCAUAGCGACGAUCGUCAGGUCGACCUUCCCACCGCUUUCUCCUUGAAGCGCUUCAUACCGCUCUUGAAGGAGCGCAUGUACGCUCUCAACCCAUUCGCCAGAACCUUUUUGGUUGGCUGGAUUGUCCUGCUGGACUCCAUCCCGGACCUGGAGCUUGUGACCUAUCUGCCCGAGUUCCUCGGUGGACUGCUAAGGUUUCUGAGCGAUGCCAACAGAGACGUCCAUGUUGCAACCCAGGGUUGCCUGGAUAGGUUCUUGAACGAGAUCAAACGCAUAUCUCGUGUCAAGAAGGGGAUUGCUGAGAGUAAGAAGUCCAAGGGCGAUGGGAAGCGCAAGCGAGAGGACUCCCUCGACAGCGGUAGCGUGCAGCCGGCACUUGAAGAAGGGGACGAGGUCGAUUCAGCUGCCGCGGACGAAGAGGACGAUGCGAGUAGUGAGGAUGACUGGGUCCCUGGACAAGAUGUGCAGAUCAACUACAAGGCAAUCCUCGAGAUAUUGACCGCCACCCUCGACUCCCCCUUAGAGGAGGACGGUUUGCUCGAGUCCCUGCGCUGGAUUGUCGAGUUUCUCGAUAUCUGCCCCGAAGAGGUGCUUCCCUUCACGCCCAAAAUACUCGCUCAUCUGCUGCCAGCGAUGGCUAGCGGUGUCGAGUCGAUACGCCAGGCAGCCGGGAGAGUCAACACCUCACUCAUGGAUUAUGUCGUCUCGCUUUCCGACGAACCGGGGCUUCCCACUAUGCAGCAUUUGUCGCGGAUACCCGGUCCGGAAGGCGUGUCGAGCAAUCGAGCCUCGUUGUCAAGUUCCAAGGAGCUCGAGGUGCGGAGUCCUACACCCGCCCAAGGCAGGGCCAUCCCAAGACAACCAUCACCGGCGCCUUCUGCUCACACGGAGGCCGACCUUGAUUACGCAGCCGCCGUCAACUCGCUGACCUUGCUUUUCUUGAACGACCACGAGGCCACUCGUGUAGCUGCGUUGACGUGGCUGAUUAUGCUGCAUCGCAAAGCUCCCCGUAAAGUGUUGGCCUUCAAUGAUGGCACUUUUCCGGCCUUGCUCAAGACUCUCUCAGAUCCCGCAGAGGCCGUCGUCACAAAGGACUUACAGCUCCUUUCGCAGAUCUCGAGAAACAGUGAAGACGAUUACUUCACAAACUUCAUGGUUAACCUCCUCCAGCUCUUCGCUACUGACAGGAAGCUGCUUGAGACACGGGGUAACCUUAUCAUCCGCCAGCUCUGUGUCAGCCUUAGUGCCGAGCGCAUCUAUAGAACCCUUGCCGACUGCAUUGAAAAGGAGGAAGAUGUCGAGUUUGCUAGCAUAAUGGUGCAGAAUCUCAACAAUAACCUCAUCACCGCACCAGAGCUGUCUGAGCUGCGCAAGCGACUUAGGAACCUAGAAACGAAGGACGGCCAAACCUUCUUCGUGGCACUUUUUCGGUCAUGGUGCUAUAAUGCCGUUGCUACGUUCUCACUGUGCCUGCUUGCCCAGGCUUACGAACAAGCAUAUAACCUUCUUCUGAUAUUCGCUGAUCUUGAGAUGACGGUCAAUAUCCUGAUCCAGAUCGACAAGCUGGUCCAGCUUCUCGAAUCGCCCGUAUUUACAUACCUGCGUUUGCAACUCCUCGAGCCAGAAAGAUACCCACAUCUUUAUAAAUGUCUCUAUGGUCUCCUGAUGCUCCUCCCCCAAUCAUCCGCAUUCGCAGCCCUCAAGAACCGCCUCAAUAGCGUGAGCUCGAUAGGAUAUUUGCACAUCGCGCCCAGACCCAAUGCGACGACGCCAGGUAGUUCGAGCUUUGAUAGACCUAACAGACUCAAGGGCGGCCGCGAGGAUGGCAUUAUUCGCUGGAACGAGCUCUUGGAGAAGUUCCGCAGCGUCCAAGAACGAGCAAGACGGGCCCAGCGGCCAGGAGGCGACCUCGACCACGGGCCGACUUUUGGAGUUGGCGAUCUGCGCCUUAGCGACGGGCUCGAGAUGAAGGCAAAGGAUGCGUCUCGUCCCCCGGCAAGCCAGCCCAUGCCUGCGAAGGAUCCGCCAGCACCCGCCGCGCCUGUUGUGAAGCCGCGAUCGGGGCUGGGGAGGCAAUUCGGGAGACUCGGAGGGGCGGUUUCGGGGCGAGGAAAGCGGAAUCAACAAUAGCGCUAUCCCAGGCGAUUGUCGAUCUAUCAAGUGUAGCAUACAUAGUCCUAGUAAUAUUUGGAACGUAAUGUAGACUUAUUAAUCCCGG
This is a messenger RNA of Phialemonium atrogriseum, 3110 nucleotides long. RefSeq names its product ARM repeat-containing protein. The record is from RefSeq and is a predicted model, not a curated record. Gene Ontology annotation, cellular component: endosome membrane; PAS complex; fungal-type vacuole membrane. The coding region runs from base 347 to 3022 and encodes 891 amino acids. The transcript is spliced from 9 exons. Gene Ontology annotation, biological process: phosphatidylinositol biosynthetic process. Lineage: Eukaryota; Fungi; Ascomycota; Sordariomycetes; Cephalothecales; Cephalothecaceae.